This is a messenger RNA of Paramecium pentaurelia, 1052 nucleotides long. The record is from the annotation of a GenBank genome assembly. NCBI's taxonomy places the organism in Eukaryota, Ciliophora, Oligohymenophorea, Peniculida, Parameciidae.
AUGGCUUAAAUAACUCAAAAACAAAAUAAUUCUAACUAGAUUAAUUCUAAUCUUCAAUUCUCUUUGAAUUAAAAAUAAGCUGUUAACUAAUCACAAAAUAUUGAUAGUGAUUUAAUAUCAAGUAAAAAGAAGGUAAAAUAUAAAACUGAAAAUUAGCAAGUUUAUGAUAGAUUGAUGAGUUCUUAAACUAACAGAGACAAUCAAACUGAAGUAUCCCAAUACUUUGAUCAUUUAGGAGGUAAGUUUGAAUAAAUAUAAAAUAAAAAGGCAAAUGCUUAUGUGCAUUAUGUAACUGUGGCAAACAUAAAUGUAAUAGUAAAAAUUGUAUACACAAACCCUAAUUACAUGGAAAUUACACUAUUUAUUAAAAGGAAUAUCAAAAAAAGACACCAGAAACAGGAUCUCGUUAUAAUUAGAAUAUAUUUACUUAACCAAAAGCUGAAGGUGAUCUUGAAAAUGUGACAACCUACAAAGUAUUAAUUAACAUUCUAUUAUCAUAGCAUGAUUUUCCUGGAUAUAAUAGUAAAGCAGAACUACAUAAGAAUUCAUAGAAACCUACAGUAAGUGGAGUCCCUUUCUCUGGAUUGUCAACCUACAACAAUAUGUAUUUAAAUUGGGGAAUGGGUGAUACACCUUAACUAUUACCUUAAAAUAAUCCUACAGUUAUUAAAGAAAUGCCAUUUAUGGGUAGAAGUAUAUAUAAAGACAGUUACUAAGGAGUGUAGGCUCUUCCAACAUAGAGUUGUAAAAAUAUGAAUAAAGCUUUGAAGUAUACAAUUUACUUAUAUAGAUCUCCAUUGUCUCCUCCAGAUUUGAAGUUCUCUGCAGAAUCAAUAGCUAAAUCUUCUUAUAAACCAUUUAGAACAGAUAGAGUACCAACAGCUAAGAGCCAACAAAAUGUACAUUAUUAAUUAAUAUAAUAGGCAACCUUAAAUCCAUCAUUUAAUGGUUAAUACAAUAGUGAAUAUCGUAAAGAAUUCGAUCCAAAAGGUUUAAAUCAAUGUCCAGCCAAGGAAGUAUUAGAGGAGGUCGCACGUAGUACAAAAUUUUGA